Messenger RNA from Hemicordylus capensis (graceful crag lizard), 1625 nucleotides. RefSeq names its product emerin (gene EMD). NCBI's taxonomy places the organism in Eukaryota, Metazoa, Chordata, Lepidosauria, Squamata, Cordylidae. The record is from RefSeq and is a predicted model, not a curated record. The transcript has 9 exons. Gene Ontology annotation, cellular component: nuclear envelope. The coding region runs from base 401 to 1240 and encodes 279 amino acids.
AUAGCUUCCCUGAGCGGUUUAGAAAAAAAGAAACAUAAGACCAGGAAUUAGAUAAUAAAAAGAUAAAAGCAAGAACAACAAAAACAGCAAGAUAGAACAAUGCUAGAAAAUCCAGCGCAGCCGGGGCUUCUCCUGCGCCCCGGAGCCGGAGACCAGCGGGAGGGCACCUGGACAAUAAAACAGAUUUGAAACAAACAGAAGACAAACGGCCAAGAAAGAGAAAGCGGGGGAAUGGGGCCCGCCCCGAAUUCGGGCUGGGCUCCAAGGAGGGAGGGAGUGUCGAUGAUCUCCGACUCCGAUCCCAGUCCGGCCCCGCCCCGCAGCCUGCCUGACUCACUUCCCUUAUGGUGCUGCUGCCUUCGCUACCCAGCCCAGCGCGCUCGGAAUAGCAGGUAACACCAUGGAUGAGUAUAAAGGCCUAACGGAUAAAGAACUAAUUGAGCGCCUGAAGAAUUACAGCAUCCCGCAUGGGCCCAUUGUUGGAUCAACCCGAAAACUUUAUGAAAAGAAAAUCUAUGAAUAUGAGACCGAGCGGACACAGCGCCCUUCUCCUGGAGGAUCCUUGUCCUACACAGAGCCGAGCAGAAUUGAGAGCUUCUCACGGGAGACUUUUGUGAGUCCUCGGAACAGGGAACACCUCAGCUAUGGACAAGAAGUUCUUGACUCUACAAGAACUUACUCCAGGGAAACUUAUGACUCCCCGAGAAAUGAGGAAUACUCCGAGUAUGGAAGUGAAGAUCCCAGCCUCAGCAAGUCCUACCUGAGUCAUAAUUAUGAUUUCCCUCGCCAUGAAGGACGAUCCACUUAUGCAACAGAAGAUUGGGACGCCAAUUCCUCUGAGGGUUCCACGUCUUCCUAUCGUCAUUAUUUGUCAUCAGCAAGCAGUACUGCACCUCUAGGGGCAGUGAGCGCUCGCCAGCCGAUCACAGAACCAUAUCCAUACAGUUCUGGCCAGAAAGAUGGGUCAGUCAAGAGGGACAGUGAUUCCUACCAGACCAUCUUCCAUCGGAAAUCACCUGGCUUGUCUUCUCUGGGGGUGGAGCCACGCCGUGCCAUCCGUCCUGAGCGCCAGACCCAAGCAGCGGAAGGAGCCACGGGCAGCGAUGGUGGAACCAAGCGUUUUCUACCACUGUGGCCCCAGCUCCUGCUCUUUGUGCUGUUGGCUGGCUUACUGGCCUUCGCCUACUUCUUCCUGCAGGGUGGUGCCGACGACAACCCCUUUCUGCACUAUCCGCACUAAGGCCUUAGCCUGGGCACAUCCUCUUGCUAGGCUAGCUCCCUGAGAGCCUGGAAGGUUUAUACAGGGCUUCCACUAAGUGCCUGCAUGUUUGUAACCCCAAAGUGGAGCGGGGGCAGGGAUGAAGGAGUUCCCACCAACCUCCCGGAAUCAUGGCAGCUCCCUGCCCCUCUCCCCAAACCUCAGUCCAUCCAUCCCAUAAAUCUGCUAAUAUGGGGCAUUUUAAUGUGCUAUUUUUGUAGCUUUUACUUUAUAACUGGGGCUGCAGGUGGCUUUUUCUCUAGAAGGGGAAGAGAAAGAAGGGACAGACAUAUGUAGCCCAUCAACAGCUUUUUUUGAAUAUACAAAUGUAUGAAAUCUAAUAAACUUCAAACGAUUUUUAAAAAAA